Messenger RNA from Hippopotamus amphibius kiboko, 2134 nucleotides. It is a transcript of the gene ANXA4, whose product is annotated as annexin A4. The coding region runs from base 140 to 1099 and encodes 319 amino acids. NCBI's taxonomy places the organism in Eukaryota, Metazoa, Chordata, Mammalia, Artiodactyla, Hippopotamidae. The transcript is spliced from 13 exons. Gene Ontology annotation, cellular component: cytoplasm. Gene Ontology annotation, molecular function: calcium ion binding; calcium-dependent phospholipid binding. The record is from RefSeq and is a predicted model, not a curated record.
CCUGGGAUAAGACCCGCUGCCCGGCCCCGCCAGGGUGUGAUCUCCGUGGCUGCAGAGGACGAGCGCCGUCGCAUCUCGGCCCCAGGGAGGAACUUCUGCUUGGCUGACUGAACUCUGAUCCUGACAUACAGUCAAAAACAUGGCAGCCAAGGGAGGUUCUAUCAAAGGUGCUUCAGGCUUCAACGCCGCCGAAGAUGCCCAGACCCUGAGGAAGGCCAUGAAAGGACUUGGCACGGAUGAAGAUGCCAUCAUCAACGUCCUGGCCUAUCGCAACACAGCCCAGCGCCAGGAAAUCAGGUCGGCCUACAAGACCACCAUCGGCAGGGAUCUGAUGGACGACUUGAAGUCAGAACUGAGUGGCAACUUCGAGCAGGUGAUCUUGGGGAUGAUGACGCCCACGGUGCUGUACGAUGUGCAGGAGCUGCGAAAGGCCAUGAAGGGAGCUGGCACAGAUGAGGGCUGCCUAAUUGAGAUCCUGGCCUCCCGGACGCCCGAGGAGAUCCGGUGCAUAAACCAGACCUACCAGCUGCAAUAUGGGCGGAGCCUUGAAGAUGACAUUCGCUCUGACACAUCCUUCAUGUUCCAGCGAGUGCUGGUGUCUCUGUCCACUGGUGGCAGGGAUGAAGGAAAUUAUCUGGAUGAUGCUCUCGUGAGACAGGAUGCCGAGGACUUGUAUGAGGCUGGAGAGAAGAAAUGGGGGACAGAUGAGGUGAAAUUUCUAACUGUUCUCUGUUCCCGGAAUCGAAAUCAUCUGUUGCAUGUGUUUGAUGAAUACAAGAGGAUAUCACAGAAGGAUAUUGAAGAGAGUAUUAAAUAUGAAACAUCUGGUAGCUUUGAAGAUGCUCUGCUGGCCAUAGUAAAGUGCAUGAGGAACAAAUCUGCAUAUUUUGCUGAAAGGCUUUAUAAAUCUAUGAAGGGCUUGGGCACUGAUGAUAACACCCUUAUCAGAGUGAUGGUUUCUCGAGCGGAGAUUGACAUGUUGGACAUCCGAGCAAACUUCAAGAGACUCUAUGGAAAGUCUCUGUACUCCUUCAUCAAGGGUGACACAUCCGGAGACUACAGGAAGGUACUGCUCAUUCUCUGCGGAGGAGAUGAUUAAAAUAAAAUCCAGAAAGGAUAGGAGGAUUCCCUACAUGCUGAAUUUUCUUUAACUUCAUUUUUCUGCACUGCUAUUAGCAAUAUCUCAGAAUGCUUAUUUCCAAUUAAAACACCUACAGACGCCUCUUAGGAUAUAGAUUGUAUUAUUAUUCAUCUGUAAUUACUCACUAUGAUGCUUUAAAGCUGUACUUACAUCUCAAAGCUUAUAAAACCUAAAAGGAGAUUUAAAAUUAGAAAUAAGAAUGUGCUCCAUGUUUUCAACAGAUCUCUUCCUUGUUUGUGUUUCAUAGAAAUUGGAAUAUAUUAAAUUAUUUCAUAUUUUGUUUUUGGUGAAAACUGUUGAACUGGAAGACUGUUCUAAAAUCACUUUUCUUCCCUAAGUCUGUUUUUAGAGUGUCUAAUAAUUUCAUAAUUUGAAAUUGUGAGCAUCCAGUUAGUAAGAAUCUAUCCAAUUUGCUAUUUUACAUAGUCAUAGUUUGAAAGCAUCCACAAAUCUCCUUUGUGUAGGUUUUUGUCUAAAGCAUUAGUUGAUCUUUACUAAGUUUGGCAUUAGAGACUUCCUCCAUCACAUCUUAGGUUAAGAUCUCUUAGUCUCUCCAGGUUGGAGUAUACUAAACUCACCAACUUGUCUGAAGAAAUUCAAUUCUAAGUGUGGUUAUACAGAUCACAUAUGUCUGGUUACCAAACAUAAAUGCUGAACAUUCCACAAUAUUAUGGAUAAUAAUAAUAAUAAUAAUAUAAUAAAAUGAUGAUUGUAUUAAUCCAGCUUGAAGAUGAAUGAGAAAAAAUUGUGUCAAACUGCGUAUUUCUGGUGAUGGCGUACUGCUCUGAAUUUACUUUUACUUAAAGAAAAUUUUUUGUGCUAAAAAUUUUUUAAAUCAUUUUCAAUUUUGUUGAUUUGUAAUAAUUUACACUUGCACUGUGCCUUUCAACUCUAGAAUUAUUGUAAAGGUGUACUUGGAUUUAAUUUAAAACUUCGGUUUGUAUACAACAUGGGAAAAGUAAUUUCAAUAAAACACGGUGUCUUUCAAAUGAG